UGAGCCAGAGGAAAAAACGACCUCAUGAGUCAAAACCCUUGCUGUUCUGGGCUUUUGGCUGCACCAGCAGCACACUGGCAUUAAGCCCAAGCUUAAAUCUGGGAAUGAGUUGAAGACUGGCAAAUACACACUGGCUCUCAUGUGCCCCUGAGGUGACCUAGAACUGAGAGUUGGAACAGCUGGCUAGGGAAAAUGGGAGGAGCUUACACGCUGUGGCAUGAAUAUACCUGGCCUGGCAGGCUCUACUGAGUGCCUGCAGCUUCUCCACUGACCAGUCACUUGGAUAAGUGAAUAGUCUCCUGCAUUGUGCCAGGAACCACUGAUCUCCCUCUCAUUUUCUUUGCACACCUGGAAAGCGGUUUUCCUUUUGCCCUCUCAAAUGGACUGUCUUUGCCUGCCCUAAAGGUUUGCUCUGAGGAUGCAAUAAAAAAUAUCCUUCCAAAGUUAUUUUUAAAAAUCUUUUUCUCCAAAGCACAUGUUUCUCUCCCAGUAUGGUCAAAGCUGUGGGGCUUUGUGAAGCAAGCCCUGCAGUUGGAUUAGUAAAGCAGUAACUGUGCUGAUGGUCAAGGUGUCAUGUCCAAACUUCAUUGAGGUUAAAAUUAAGGCACGAUUGCAGGCUCCACUCUGGCAAUCAUCUGGAGUGCCCACCUUACUGGGAAAAACCAAGAAGCAGUUGGCUAAACCUAAUGGAUCUGAUCCUCCAUGCAGAUAUCCUGCUAGGUACAGAGGGUUUGCAAGGCCUAUACUCAAUGCUUCUAAGCUGUUAUGAAGUUACAUCAAGAAGAAGUGAGGCUGAGGAAGACCAAAAGAGGAUGAAGAGGAAAUCACAGAGCAUACCAGCCAGGUCCCACGGCUCCAUCACAGCCUCUCUCUGCACUGGUGGAUGAAACCCUGGCACAGACCAGGUGACAGACCCUUACUAUGCAUUACCCUUGGAGCUGGCAGGCGUGCAUGGGCUCUGUCACCAUCCACAGCUUGGCUUGGAGAGAGGAUGAACUCCUUUGUGCCUGAAACACGACCUACUGGGAAUUAAGACCUCAAAUCUCACAGCUCCUGGAGUAGCAGACACAAAUUCAGGCCUCAUACAUUUCAGUGGAUACUAUUAAUCCUGAAAACCUUUACAAUAACACACAGUGGCACAUCUGCAGGGCUGUAAGUGUCAAAAACUAAGUGGGUGGAGCUGGACAGCACAAAGAGAGCAGGCAGUUUUUUGGGCUGGAGCCAGUUUGAUUUUGCUAAAACUCUUUUGUGUUAAACAAUUUCUGGGUCACGGUGAAAAUUUCCCUUUGUAAAAAACAAACAAACAAACAAACAACAACAAACCAAACAACAAAACAACCUCAAUAUGAAAAACCAAACCAGUUUGCAUGUUCCCAUUUUUGUGCUGCUGUAAAGCUGAAAAUGUUUUAACAAAACAUCUCUUGUCAGCAGCAGCAAUGACAGAACUAGGUAUGGAUUCAGGAAAAAGGUAUUUCACUGAAAGCAAGAAUAGUACUUCAGACAGCAUUGUUUUUCUGUUUCCUGACAAAAGAUUCUUUUGGUCAUAGUGUUGAUUGUUUUAAUUUUACAUAAAAGCCCUGACGGGAGUACUAAACCCCUUUGCCUCUAACCCCUCUCUCUCUCUCUGACUCCCACCCACUGAUGAAAAACCACCAGCCCCCAAUCCUUGGGCUGCACACGCUGGUAAAUCUGUGGAGCCUGAACAUUCUGUCCAUCUCCAUCAGCUCGAACUCACACACAUGUGCCCCAGCAUUUCUCCUCCUCCGGGGCUGCAGCCGGACUGCGGAUGACGCGGGAGGAGAGAGAGCACCCCGCGGCCAGCUCCCUCGCGGCUCUGACCCGGGUACCAUGUGCGGGGGAGCUGGGGAUGCUCGUUACCAUAGCGACCUCUGCUAAAAUGCUCCCCCCUCCCCGCGCCGGGAUGCAGCCCGUUGCAGACAGUCGUUCUUGCGUUUGUGGAGGAAGGCCGGUGGUGGGGUGCCCCGGGGAGGCUGGAGCGGGGCUGACACUAGCGGGGAGGCGGUAGGGGAAGCCCCCGGGAGUCCCGUUGGGCAAUGAGGCCACGCUGCUGGCUGCCUGUCCUUCCCCCGCCCGCCGCGGCUGCUCCCGCCAUCCCUCCCUCCCUGCCUGCCUCCCGCCCAUCCGCGCCUGUCGCCUCCCGCUGUCACCCAGCUCUCCCGGCGCGGGGUCCCUUCUCCCUGGCGCUGCCUGGCCGGGAAAGGAGCCUGACUCAUCCCGGCUGGGACCCGACAGAUGCGGGAGGGAGCAGCCUCAUCCCGGCGCCCUGCACCCGUGGAAGAAGGGCAACGCUGCUCCGGACUCACCGUGCACCUGGCUGGCCAGGGGUUCUUGGCAAGGCAGAUCGGCUGCUCCCGCCAUGCCCCACUUCUUGGAUUGGUUUGUGCCUGUGUAUCUGAUGAUCUCCAUUCUCAUCCUGGUGGGCUUUGGAGCUUGCAUUUACUACUUUGAACCAGGACUCCAGGAAGCCCAUAAGUGGCGAACACAGAGGCCAAUUAUGGAGCGAGACCUUCGGAAGACCCUGAUGAUUCGGGACAACCUGGCCUUUGGGGUGCCUGAGGUCUGACAAGCUGCUCAUCACAGCCAGAGGAAUCUCUCCUGGGUAGGCAGCAGACCACAAGCCUUACUAGGGAUGGCAGUCCUGCCCUGGUAAAAGUGGGGCUGGCCAUCACUUUGCUCUCUGCUGAUCUGGGUCUCGUACUCAUCAUUCGCCAUUCUGCCUCUUUGCUUCUUAGUCAAGAUUUGUUUGGCUGGGCUUCCCGUGCUCACAGAUCUUCAGCCAGUCAAGGACUUCUGCUGCUUCCCAUGGCCAAGAGUGACAUUUGUGCCACUCAAAUGAAAUAUCCCUUGUUAAUCACUUGAGUUUGAGCUGCCUGGCAUCUUGACAGGAUCUUCAGUAGGAAAGGUACCAGGUUUGCAAAAGGAUACAGAACCUUGUACUCCUAUUCCCUAGGUUAAAUCUAACACAGUCUGUCUAAGUCCAAGGGGUGUUUUGGGGAAUAUAAAUGGGAUUUCAAUACAAAUUGUUGCUUCAGCUGAGCUCUUCCCAGCACCCACUCUUGAUGCUAGGAUGGUGAGCUUGCUGAAGCUCUGUGCAGAGGGACCAAGGGCUCAGUGAGCCUCAGACUGAACGCCUUUAUCCUUGCUAAAUGCACACCCCUUCUGUGUCUGUUUGGGAGAUGGAGAGCAUCCAUCCCUACAUCCAUUCCAGAUGCACCACACUGAAAUUAAAGGUCUUUAUUAAAGAG
Vidua chalybeata is the source of this 3266-nucleotide messenger RNA. RefSeq names its product small integral membrane protein 45 (gene SMIM45). The coding region runs from base 2378 to 2584 and encodes 68 amino acids. The record is from RefSeq and is a predicted model, not a curated record. The transcript has 3 exons. NCBI's taxonomy places the organism in Eukaryota, Metazoa, Chordata, Aves, Passeriformes, Viduidae.